GGAGCGGCCACUCGUCCGGGCACCUGUCCUUGAAGAGUAGGUUGGCGGAGCUGUGUUUUUCUGGUCCAGUCCAUGGCCAGGUGGCUAGUAGCCCCGGACCACGCAGAUCCACGAGAGUUUGGGGUAGGACGGAGUGGGAGUGAGGAGCGAAGUAAAGGGUGCUGUACUCCUUGAAAGUGGAAGGUGGCCGCACCAGAGGUGGUAUAGAAGGAGUCCGGCCCUAGGGUCCAAGUGGAGCCGUGAACAUGGAGGGCGAGCCCAGUAGCCUUCGGAAGAAGGCGGCGGAGCGGCAGCACCGGGCGGAGGUGAUGCUGGCGGGGGAGCAGCUGAGGCUUCGACUUCACGAUGGGAAGCUCAUCAAGGAUCGACGUUAUCAUCUUCGGACAUAUCCCAACUGUUUUGUUGCCAAGGAGCUCACGGAUUGGCUGAUAGACCACAAGGAGGCACCAGACAGAGAAACAGGCAUUCGGCUGAUGCAGAAACUGAUGGACCACUACAUCAUUCAUCAUGUGUGUGAUGAGCACUCAGACUACAAAGAUGCCAAACUGCUGUAUCGUUUCCGCAAGGACGAUGGAACCUUCCCUUUAAACAAGGAUGUCAAGGUGUUUCUUCGAGGCCAGAGUCUGUAUGAAGCGUUGGUGAGUGCAGAUGACUCAAUCCUUAAAGUGCGGGAGGAAAAGUCUGUCAGGUACCAGCGAGCUUUCCUGGGCUGUGAGAUGGUGGACUGGCUCACUCAGGAGGGAGAGGCAGCCAGCAGGAAGGAGGCUGUGGAGCUGUGUCGGACUCUUCUGGAACAUGGGAUCAUUCAACAUGUCUCUACCAAGCACCACUUCUUUGACAGCAAUAUCCUCUACCAGUUCCGGAUCAACUUCCGUAGGCGGCGGCGGCUGACGGAGCUUCUGACUGACAACAUCCGAGCUGUCCCUGAGAGCCCUGAUAGCCCCUUCUGUCUUCGAAAGCUCAACCCUGACCAGGGCAAUACCAGCUUCCUCUCAGUUCAGCCUAACAAGGAAAUCAAAGUGGUCUCGGCUGUCAGGAGAAGCAGUGUCACCAGCCUAGCAGGGGGAGCUGGCCCCUUCUAUAACAGUCCACCUCUUCUGGGGCUCCCACCAGGCUCUGAGUGCAACCCCAAGUCAGUGCUGAAGAGACAGGUAACCAUUGAGGAGCUAUUGUCCCCAGGAGCCCCCUAUGUGAAGAAGACUCUAACAAUCGUAGGGGAUGCUGUGGGUUGGGGGUUUGUAGUCCGAGGAGGAAGACCCUGUCACAUACAGGCUGUGGAUCCUGGAGGCCCAGCUGCUGCUGCAGGCAUGAAGGUAUGCCAGUUUGUGAUCUCAGUGAAUGGCAUUUCGGUGCUACAUCUGGACUACCCGACGGUCAGCAACCUUAUUGUGACGGGGCCACGGACACUGAUUAUGGAGAUUAUGGAAGACAUAGAGUGAAGGGAGCCUGAGAGUCUCCUUUGCCAACCUUCCCCUCCUCUCUCCCUAGUGACUGACUCCCCUUGCCAACCAGGAUAAACUGUAAAGCCAUAAAAAACUCCAGACUAAAAUGUGUGAGGGGUAGGAGACAUAACUUUAGAGAGAAACUCCAAAGUCCUAAGAAUGACUAAGUUGACCAUUAUAUAAACAUUUAUUGAGUACCCACUAUGUGCAAAGUUCUCUGUUUGUCAUUGUGGUG
Trichosurus vulpecula (common brushtail) is the source of this 1677-nucleotide messenger RNA. Its product is annotated as DEP domain-containing mTOR-interacting protein-like. Gene Ontology annotation, biological process: negative regulation of TOR signaling; intracellular signal transduction. The record is from RefSeq and is a predicted model, not a curated record. Gene Ontology annotation, molecular function: protein binding. Lineage: Eukaryota; Metazoa; Chordata; Mammalia; Diprotodontia; Phalangeridae. Bases 246 to 1439 code for a protein of 397 amino acids. The transcript has 9 exons.